Aspergillus homomorphus CBS 101889 is the source of this 2274-nucleotide messenger RNA. RefSeq names its product C6 zinc finger domain protein. The transcript has 3 exons. NCBI's taxonomy places the organism in Eukaryota, Fungi, Ascomycota, Eurotiomycetes, Eurotiales, Aspergillaceae. The coding region runs from base 1 to 2274 and encodes 757 amino acids. The record is from RefSeq and is a predicted model, not a curated record. Gene Ontology annotation, cellular component: nucleus. Gene Ontology annotation, biological process: regulation of DNA-templated transcription; DNA-templated transcription. Gene Ontology annotation, molecular function: DNA-binding transcription factor activity, RNA polymerase II-specific; transcription cis-regulatory region binding; zinc ion binding.
AUGUCCACCACACCCAAUAUGCUCCCAGGCGAUUCGCAUCUCGUUCAUCAGACAGCCGCAACCCCGCAACUAAACCGCUCCUGUGAAUCGUGUCGCGGCCUGAAAGUUCGCUGCUUACCCGAUCCCUCAACUCCCAACCAAUGCCAACGAUGCGCGAAAGCGAACAGAACCUGCGUGUUUGUGGCACCUCAGAGACGACGGCCGCGCAAGCGAACCGACUCUCGGGUGGCCCAGUUGGAGAAGGAGAUGCGACAGAUGCGAUCGCUUCUCAAGGAUAGGCUGCGUGCCGAUGAAAGCAGUGCAGAAAGUGCAACCAGCGAAAGGGAGGAAUCCCGGGAACCCGACCUGGCCGUCGAACCAAACGAGGCCAUCUCCACAAUCACAGAUGCCCCUAGCAGCGGUGCAGAUUCAAAUCGACCCAUGGACCUCUCACCCAGCUUUCCAUCAACUUCCCCAUAUCCAAAUACCUAUGAUGGUGGUCCUGUCAACACCCCCGUCGUCAAUCCAACGCCAAACCCGUAUCCGUACGAUGCAAUUCCAAGAGAGGAUGUUAUCGAUCGGGGCUUGGUAUCCCUCGAGUAUGCGAAUGAGUUGGUCGCCUUCUAUGUUACCGAGCUUACGGCUUUCGCGCCGAUAGUCGUCUUGCCCCCACAUACAACUGCCACCCAACUUCGCAGUUCAAGGCCGGUCCUGUUUCUUUCCGUCAUUGCCGCAGCUAGUGUCUCUCUCGAUGCUCAGUUGGCAGCCCUCCUGAACCAGGAGAUCAUUCGAGUCUAUGCAGAGCGGUUCUUCAUCAACGGAGACAAAUCAUUGGAGUUGGUGCAGGCAUUGAUGAUCAUGAUCGUCUUCUACCAUCCGCCUGAUUCGCCUUUGAAGCUGCAAUUUUUUCAGUACACGCAUAUUGCUGCCACAAUGGCAUUGGAAAUUGGUUUGGCCUCAAAACGCCGUGUAGACAAAAGCAACGAUCGCAGAGCGAGCAAAAGAGCCACUUUUGAUGAGCAGAUGGCGGGACAAGCCAGGACGAUACUGUACUGCUAUCACCUGACAUCAGUUAUCGCAAUGAAAACGCGCCGACCGAAUCUCCUUCUUUUCAAUGAUUGGUUGGCCGAGUGCGUCAAGCAUUUGGAGCGAUCGCCAAACGCUGUCGAUCGGCACAUGGCUACUUGGUUCGAUCUCCAGCGGAUAGUUGAUGAGUCGAUGACCUCCUUCGGCCUUGACGAUACCAGCUCAACCGCGCCCCUGACCGAAUCACGCCUCCAAGCUAUUCUGCGGUGGUUUGACAAUCGUAUGCUCUCGUGGCGCAAGGAACUCCCGCUUGACAUGCUCACUGUGCCCAUGACUUUCGAAUACCAUUACACCAAUCUCGCGAUAUAUGAGUUGGCCGUCGGUGAGGGAUACCGUGACCCAGAUGCAAUCAAACAACAGUUUUAUACUCUUCCCUCCCCUGAGGGCAAGGUGAAGUCGACCGGUACACAGCUUAGCGCGGUCCGCGUAGACAUCACGAUAAAAUGGAUGAAUGCCGCCCAUGAAAUGCUGGAUUUCUUCCUCAGCUGUGACACUGAGAUGUUGCGCAAGAUCCCGAAUCUGAUUUAUACCCGGGUCGGGACGGCGAUGAUGUCGCUCUUGAAGAUAUACUUCUCGGUCAGCGCAGGUGCGCUCGGGAAGUUCAUCACAUCAGAAACUGUCAAUGUCGACAAAUAUCUGGAUGCAAUGACUCAGAGACUCGCAGAGGCUAGCGGAGGUCAGAAGUACAAAAUCCCGAGUCGAUGGUAUUACGUCGUUGCCGUCAAAGCGCGAAAUUGGUAUGACCGCUUGCAGCAGCAGCAGAGACAGAAAGCUGUCGGUCUGAGCUCAACAAUCAAUGCGGGACCAUCGGCGUCCCAGUCACAUGUAUCGAGCCAGAAACAGCCAUCGUUUGACCCGUCUCACCAAAAUAUGCCGCUUGGGAUGGGCUACAAUAUUUUGCCUAUUGCGCCUUUCCAUCCUAUCGCCGGAGGAUAUGGAGUACCGGCCCCUGUGGAUCAAAUCUGGUCGCCAGAUCAAGGCGGUUUUCGGAAUGUGUCCAAUGCCAGCCAGUUUUCAGGCUACCAGACACCCAACCCCAUGUUGUCUCCUCAAUACGUGUAUGAUAUGCAGCAACAGCAGCAGCAGCAGCGGACCCCAUCAGUUAGCAGUCUGCAGGGUAAUCCCUCACCUCCCAAAACAGGUAUGGAGCUUGAUGAGUGGUUGCCAGACGGGAGUGUAUUUGCUUUACCAACUUUGCCUGGCUUCUGA